UCUAUCUUCUUUUUAUAUAUUUCUACAUGUACAUUUAACCAACCACACAUUUUGCAAGUUUUCAAUCCAACUAAAGAAAGAAAAUGGCAGCCACCAUAGGUACCAUGGCCGUCCUCAACGCCAAAUGCUUCACCAAAGCAUCUAUUAACAACCCAUCAAAGCCGAAACCCGUCUCCCUUCUCUCCAUCCACAACCUCCCCAAAGGUCUCUUAUCCUCAGAAAACGCCUCAAACUUAUCCAUCCCACUCACUGGAGCCGCAAUUGCAGGAGCCAUUUUCUCAACACUUAGCUCAUGUGACUCCGCAUUUGCAGCUCAACAAAUCGCAGAAUUAGCUGAAGGGGGAGACAACAGGGGAUUAGCCCUGUUGCUCCCUUUGAUCCCGGCUCUAGCCUGGGUUCUUUACAACAUUCUUCAACCAGCACUGAACCAAAUCAACAAAAUGAGGAAUCAAGGAAUCAUAAUCGGGCUUGGUCUUACCGGGCUAGCAGCAACAGGCUUCUUUAACACUCCAGAAGCCUCAGCGGCUAGCGAUAUUGCGAUGAUUGCAGAAGCAGCAAGUGAUAACAGGGGACAACUUUUGUUGAUUGUUGUAACACCUGCUUUGCUUUGGGUAGCUUACAACAUUCUACAACCAGCUUUGAAUCAGAUUAACAAGAUGAGAUCAGAUUGAAGAUCAUCAUAGUUUGUAAUAUUUGGACCAUAUAAAAUUUUAUCAAUCAAUCAACUCUUUUCCUUGUGUAUCGAGUA
Solanum tuberosum (potato) is the source of this 748-nucleotide messenger RNA. Its product is annotated as photosystem II core complex proteins psbY, chloroplastic. Gene Ontology annotation, molecular function: manganese ion binding. Gene Ontology annotation, biological process: cell redox homeostasis; photosynthesis. Lineage: Eukaryota; Viridiplantae; Streptophyta; Magnoliopsida; Solanales; Solanaceae. The transcript has a single exon. The record is from RefSeq and is a predicted model, not a curated record. Gene Ontology annotation, cellular component: photosystem II; chloroplast thylakoid; membrane. The coding region runs from base 84 to 671 and encodes 195 amino acids.